Phytophthora sojae is the source of this 449-nucleotide messenger RNA. RefSeq lists its product as hypothetical. NCBI's taxonomy places the organism in Eukaryota, Oomycota, Peronosporomycetes, Peronosporales, Peronosporaceae. The coding region runs from base 1 to 324 and encodes 107 amino acids. The transcript is spliced from 4 exons. The record is from RefSeq and is a predicted model, not a curated record.
AUGGAGCAGAUCAUGCAGAUGCAGGACGACAUCCACAAGCUCAAGAAGCUCAUGGACUCGGUCUUCGAUAAGAUCGAGAACCAGUCGGAGGAGCGGCCGUACGACACCGCGGAUGCCUACGCGGACAAGGACCGGAUCGUCGAGAUGCUCAACCGCCUGAGCUCGAGGAUGGCGGACGCGGACAUGUCGAACCUCACGGCGACGCCGACCAAGGACGCCACGGCCGAGGACAUCGCGGAGCUCAAGCAGACCAUCAACCGCAUCGAGGCCGAGCGCCAGAACAUCAACCGCCGUGCCGGCGCGUCUCUCAAGGGAGUGUUGUAAUAUAUUCAUUCAACAUGGGGCAGCAGCGCUGCUGCGCGUGCUAUUCACAACGACGCGAGCCCUGCUAAGAGCUGCCGCCCCACUAAUCUCAAAUGCACCCCUGAAAUCUAGCAACUUGAUCGAUU